Molecule: messenger RNA, 1628 nt
Organism: Melospiza georgiana
Lineage: Eukaryota; Metazoa; Chordata; Aves; Passeriformes; Passerellidae
Gene: DYNC2LI1
Product: dynein cytoplasmic 2 light intermediate chain 1
Exons: 13
Coding region: 47-1120 (357 amino acids)
Biological process (GO): intraciliary retrograde transport; intraciliary transport involved in cilium assembly
Cellular component (GO): ciliary basal body; cytoplasmic dynein complex; axoneme
Molecular function (GO): dynein heavy chain binding
Source: RefSeq, a predicted model, not a curated record
GCCGUUCCCAUGGCCACGGGCAGCCGGGCCCGCCGCCCGCGCAGCGAUGCCCAAGGCCAGUGAUACUUUAUGGGAUCUUGCUAUAGCUGAAGUGGAGGAGAAGAGAGAAAAUCCUGACGAUGAUGAUGUUGUCAAGCCAGGGGAAGUUUGGGAAAAAUCAGUAUUAUUUAUGGGAAACAAAAAUGGGGGAAAGACCACUAUCAUACUGAGAUGCCUUGAGAGGGAAGAGUCUCCAAAGCCAACAUUAGCCUUGGAAUAUACUUUUGGAAGAAGAGCAAGGAGACACAAUACACCUAAAGAUGUAGCUCAUUUUUGGGAAUUAGGUGGUGGAACCUCAUUAGUGGAACUCAUUCGGAUACCAAUCACUGUCCACAACAUAAGGUCAUUUGCUGUAGUUCUGGUGUUGGAUCUCUCCAAACCUAAUGAACUCUGGACCACUAUGGAGAGCCUUCUGCAGGUCACCAGGAACCACGUGAAGAAAAUUUUAACCAAACUAGAAAAGACAAACCCUGAAGUAGCUGCUGAAAUUAAACAGAGAAUGUGGAACAAUCUGCAGAGGGAUCACCCUGACAGUGCAUUAGUUGACCCUUUUCCAAUACCCUUGGUGAUAAUUGGAAGCAAAUAUGAUAUUUUUCAUGAGUUUGACUCUGAAAUGAGGAAAAUAAUAAGCAAGACACUUCGAUUUGUUUCACAUUAUUGUGGAGCCUCAUUAGUGUUUACCAGUAAAUCUGAGGCUCUCCUGCUGAAAGCCCGUGCUCUUAUCAAUCACUUGGCAUUUGGCUACGAUAAAAGCAAGUCUGUAUCAGUGGAUCCCAGCAAACCUCUCUUUAUACCAGCAGGCCUGGAUUCCAUGAGUCAAAUAGGACCACCACCUGCCUCUGACAGUGAUCUUGGAAAGAUGCGUGCCAACACGCCUUUGGAACUAUGGAAAAAAGUAUUUGAGAAAACAUUUCCUCCCAAGAGUUUCUCUGAUUUACAAGAUACCAAGGACCCUGCACAGGAUAGUCAAUAUGCUGAGUAUGAAGUUGAUGUCAUGAGAGCUCAGAAAAACCAGGAACUUGAACAAUACAAAAGAAAUGCCUCUAAAUCCUGGAAAGAAAUGGAUUUUGACUCUGAUUGAUGAACUGCUCUGUCUUCGGUUUAACACCAUUUACCAAACUAUUUUUAUAAUUUUUACAUUACAUUAGCAAUUUCAUCUGAUGCAGUUGAAACUAUAUAAUAUCAAACUAUGAAGUUGGUAUUUAUUGAGCAUUCCUGUUAUUUUUAUAAAAGGAGCUGUUUAUUCACUCAGUCCAAAUUAAUUUAUCUUGGCACUGGCAAAGAGUUUUAAAAAGUGGGGAGAAAGGAAUUCUAGAUUGCUCUCAGGUGGGUUUGUAUAUGAAGACUGACAUUAGUAGUUCAACCUAAUUUAUAACACAUUAUUUGAUUUACUUUUGAAUACUUCUACCCUCAGCAUAUAUUUAAAUAUAAACAAGUUUUCACACCCAGAAUAUGAAAUUGUGUAGUGUGCUAGGCGUCUUUUUGUAGGUCAAAACCAAAGCUUAAGAAAUACUUUCACAAUUGUUUGAUAUAUUUGAAUUAAUAAAAAAACCCCUAAAACUGGCAGAAUAAAGUGGAGUUAAAACCUU